CAUGCCGGGAUACAUCUCAGUGUUGACACAAAAUGGUCGAGUAUGUUUUGUGACCUGGGAGUUUAGCAGGCCUAAAAACCAAACUUGUAUCGUAUUAUUUGGCACGCAGAACAUCCAUUCGAGUAGUAUAUAGUAAGUGGCGAAUAUAGUGUUAUAGCAAGGACACGUGAGAGCAAGACUGGCGAAGGGAAGCUGAUUUGGCCACAGACAGAAAGUCCGCCCCUGAAUGACUCGGCUACCGCUCACAGAGUACAGUUACCUACAUCAUAGAGGACACUAAACCAAGCCGAAUGAAGAGAGCGGCUGCAAAGCAUCUAAUUGAGCGCUACUUUUGCCAGUUAACAGAGGGCUGUGGAAAUGGGGCCUGCACGAAUGAGUUGUGUGCUUCGUGUCUUGGUUUUCAACCGUUGGAUCACAACACGGCGGCCAUCAGAGCCCUGGAGCUCUAUAAAAUGAACGCCAAACUGUGUGGUCGUCACUCUGCUGCCUUCUCUGACAAUAGCAGUGCCAAAGAAACCCACCCUGCCUUAUUGGGCGACCGUCACGGGAAGAUGCCAGACCACGAAGACAACAUGUUUCCUCCUAGGGAAGACUUCAGAGAGGUGCAUUACCUGACCGAGGAGAAGGUGUAUGAGAUCCUGAGUAUCUGUGAGGGGAAGAAGGACUACUCUCCUCUGAUCCGAGUCAUCGGGAGGAUCUUCUCCAGCGCUGACGGUCUGGUGCGGAGCUUCAGGAAAGACAAGGAGCAACACCCCGACACCAAGGAGCAGCGCAAGACCCACCAGGCCAAAGACGAGGACAAGGACGAGGACGACAAGGAGAGAACCACCGCCAUGGAGCAAGAAUCAGAGGCCUCGGCGUCCAUGGAAGGAGCGACGGGAUCGACGGAGAACAGACUGGGUCCUGUGGAGGUCUCCGUGGACAUAGAAGCUGUGAGGAGAGUGUACGACAGACUCCUCUCCAACGAGAAGAUGGAAUCAGCCUUCCUCAACGCCCUGGUCUACCUAACUCCCAACGUAGAGCUGGAUCUAACCUAUCUGGACGUGUACGACACCAACCCAGACUACCUGAACAUCUUCGUCAUCGUGAUGGAGAACAGCAGCCUCCACAGCCCAGAGUACCUGGAGAUGGCCAUGCCUCUGUUCUGUAAGUGUAUGAGUAAACUCCCUCUGCCUGCCCUGGCCAAGCUGACGCGCCUGUGGUCUCGGUACAGUGUAGAGCACAUCAGGCGUAUGAUGGAGACCUUCCAGCAACUCAUCACCUACACGGUAAUCAGCAACGAGUACGACAGCGACAGUCUGGUCAACGACGACGAGUGUGUGGUGGCUGCAGCCAAGUGUCUAAAGCUGGUGUUCUACGCCAACGUCCUGGGAGGAGACCUGGAUACGGGUCACAAUGAGGAGGAGGAGCCUGCGUCAGAGUCCAGCGAGCUCACCCUGCAGGAGCUCCUGGGGGAGGAGAGGAGUAACAAGAAGGGGCCCCGGGUCGACCCUUUGGAGAAGGAGCUGGGCGUCAGGACCCUGGACUGCAGACGACCCCUCAUCCCCUUCGAGGAGUUUGUCAACGAGCCGCUGAACGAUGUUCUAGAGAUGGACAAGGACUUUACCUUCUUCAAGGUGGACUCGGAGAGUAAGUUCUCCUUCCAGAGCUGUCCCUUCAUCCUCAACGCCUGCACUAAGAGCCUGGGUCUGUACUACGACAACCGCAUCAGCAUGUACAGCGAGAGGAGGAUCACGGCUCUCUACAGCCUGGUACAAGGGCAGCAGCUCAACCCGUACCUCAGGCUCAAAGUACGACGAGACCACAUCAUCGACGACGCCCUCGUCAGGUUAGAGAUGAUCUCCAUGGAGAACCCAGCGGACCUGAGGAAGCAGCUGUUUGUGGAGUUUGAAGGAGAGCAGGGCGUUGACGAAGGAGGAGUGUCUAAAGAGUUUUUCCAGCUUGUCCUUGAGGAGAUGUUCAAUCCCGAUAUUGGCAUGUUUACGUAUGAUGAGUCCACCAAGCUGUUCUGGUACAACCCGUCCUCUCUGGAGAAUGAGGCCCAGUUCACCCUGAUCGGCAUCGUCCUGGGCCUGGCCAUCUACAACAACUGCAUUUUGGAUGUUCACUUCCCCAUGGUGGUCUACAGGAAACUGAUGGGGAAGAAAGGAACCUAUCUUGACCUGGCAGACUCUCACCCGGUUCUGUACCAGAGUCUGAAGGAGCUGCUGGACUAUGAGGGCGACGUGGAGGAGGACAUGAUGAUCACCUUCCAGAUCUCACAGACUGACCUGUUUGGAGACCCCAUCACUUACGACCUGAAGGAAAACGGGGACAAGAUACCUGUGAAUGAGGACAAUAGAACGGAGUUUGUGUCUCUGUAUGGCGAUUACAUCCUUAAUAAGAGUGUGGAACGCCAGUUCAAAGCCUUCAGGAGGGGCUUCCAGAUGGUCACCAACGAGUCGCCUCUCAGCUGUUUGUUUAGACCUGAAGAGGUGGAGCUACUCAUCUGUGGAAGCAGGAAUUUAGACUUUCAAGCGCUUGAAGACACGACAGAGUAUGACGGAGGCUACAGCAAGGAUUGUCGCAUUAUUAAAGACUUCUGGGAGACGGUGCAUUCGUUUGGUGAGGAGGAUAAGAGACUUUUCCUCCAGUUUACGACGGGGACUGACAGAGCACCCGUAGGAGGCCUGGGCAAGUUAAAGAUGAUCAUCGCCAAGAACGGUCCCGACACAGACAGGUUACCUACUUCUCACACGUGUUUUAAUGCUUUGCUGCUCCCUGAAUACGAUUCAAAGGAGAAACUGAAGGAGAGACUUCUCAAAGCCAUCACUUAUGCCAAAGGAUUUGGAAUGCUGUGAAACAAACGAAACUGACAACUCUGCAAAAAACAAAACAAACUUCCUGGCUUCAGUUCAAUGGUUUUAUGUUUUUGUAAUGGAGAAGGAAGGAAUUAUACAAGGAGGCAACAGUUGAAAUUGAUGUGGCAUUACGACAAGGAAGUGCUCCAGAGACUGUGUGCCUGAACAGGAACUAGACUCAACUAGCAGACCUUCGAUCUAGCCCCCCCCCCCCCCCCCCCAGAUCCAUUUAAUGUACGCAGAACCUCUCCUUACAUUCUAGGUUAUUCAAACAGUUGAAAUCAGUUAUAAUUCUUACUGGAGCUCGCUGGAUUUAUUUGAUGUGUUUUAUUAAAGAUUUUUUUGACGUGUAAAAACUUUUAAGAAGAAGAAGCAGGUUAUAAUUAAUUGUUGUGGAAGUGCACUUAACUAGACCUUCUGAAUGUUAGCGAAUGGUAUAUACUGUACUGUAUACUGCCGUUUUUAGGACAUUUUGUUAGUUUAUGAUAUUCUUUUAAUGCCAGCAGUGUUGUCGGUAACACUUCCUAAUAUAAUACCCUCUUCAUAAUGCAUUGAAAAGUACAUUUUAUAAUGUCUUAUGAGCUAUGCAUUAUAAUGCCCUGCCAGGUGUUUUAUAGCUGCUCAUAGACCUCUAUAAUGCUUUGUUUCAAGUUUUAUUGUCACGUGCACAAAUACCGUGAAAUACUUUUUCCACUGUACUUGAAGGGGGGGGUGUUCAUAUGACGUAUUAGCGUGGUGUCGUCUAAGGCACAGGACUAUUCUAACCAGUACACCAAUACAGUGGUUCCUGCUCUUCUACAAGCUAUGCAAGUGGGACCCUAUUCCCUACAUAGUGCACUACUUUUAACCAGGGCCCCUACAUAGGGAAUAGGGUGCCAUUUGGGACGCGUCCCCCCCUCCUCUAUUGAAUGACGGCGUUGCAGCAUCGUCUUGUACCGCUGCCUCUUUGGCAAAUCUCCCUGCUACUUUUGGCUGCAGUCCAGCACUCUUUCUAAUGUGUUGAAUAGCUUGCUAUUCAAUAUGUAGAUGUUUUUUGGGGGGAUUGUUCAUUUUGUAUACCGGACAGAACAGAGCACUCUCUUAGCCCUGACGGGGUUGCUUUCGGUUUUUCUAUUUUAUUUUAAUGCAUGGUUACAGACACAACGUAAAUAAUUAGCUUUACCAAGCUCCAGUGAAUUGUUAGUCGUUUGGUAGCUGUACUCUCACUUACAGUUGCAAAAUAAUUUUUUAGGGGGGGGGAAAUGCUUUUCCCAAAAAAUCCCUUGGUUUUUCCAGAAAUCCCAGUUGGAAGAGUCCCAGAAUCGGGAGGAAAUCCAGAAUCCUCCAACCAGGAGUUUUUGGAAAACCUGGGAAUUUUGGGAACGUUAUCAGAAUUCUGCAACCCUAAUCUGACUUCACAGUUAAUCUGACCCAUAUAAUGUGAAUUUUUGACUUGGAGAGAAGUGUUUUUAUAAUAAUACCACUGAAUUGAUGUGCCACAUCAAUGCUCUGAACAGUGUGUUAUUCUCUGAAGUAUUUUUAUUCAUUGGUGUUUUGAUUUGGUGUGACUGCGGUUUGGUUUUCAUUAUGCUAUACACCUGAAAGCCUGCCAAGCCAUGCAGAACAUUUUGGUUUAAUAUCCUGUGAGGUGUACAACAGUCUUGGCAGGAAGGGUUUAAUAUCCUGUGAGGUGUACAACAGUCUUGGCAGGAAGGGUUUAAUAUCCUGUGAGGCGUACAACAGUCUUGGCAGGAAGGGUUUAAUAUCCUGUGAGGCGUACAACAGUCUUGGCAGGAAGGGUUUAAUAUCCUGUGAGGUGUACAACAGUCUUGGCAGGAAGUUCAGUCCGUUCAGAAAGUAUUCUUAUCCUUAUAUGUAUUCCACAUGUUGUUGUUUUACUGCCUGAAUUCAAAAUGGAUUCAAUAUGUAUCAUUUUUUUUCACCCUUUUACAUACAUUUGCUAAAAUUGUGGGGUAUUGCAUUAUAAAAAAUAAAAUAAAGAUAUCUAAUCUACAUCAGUAUUCACACCCCUAAUUCAAUACGUGUUAGAAUCCCGUUUGGCAGCGAUUACAGCUGUGAUUAUUUCUGAAUAAGUCUGUAAGAGCUUUACACACCUGGAUUGUACAAUAUUUGCACAUUCUUAAAAAAAAAAAAUCAAACUGUUGGUUUGAAUCAAACAAGUUGGUUGUUGAUAAUUGCAAAACAGCCACUGGAACGUCUUGCCAUAGAUUUUCAAGCAGCUUUUAAGUCAAAACUGUAAUUAGGCCACUCAGGAACCUUCAAUGUCGUCUUGGUAAACAACUCCAGUGUAUAUUUGGCCUUGUGUUUUAGGUUAUUGUCCUGCUGAAAGGUGAAUUUGUCUCCCAGUGUCUGUUGGAAAGCAGACUGAACCAGGUUUUCCUAGACCUUUCUGAUGACAAGCAUACCCAUAACAUGAUGCAACCGCCACUAUACAUAACACAUAUUGAUUAUAUGAAGAUUAGUACUUACUUAGCGAUGUGUUGGAUUUGCCCCAAACAUAACACUUUUUGUUCAGGACAGAAAGUUAAUUUCUUUGCCACAUUUUUCUCAGUAUUACUUUAGUGCCUUCUUGCAAACAGGAUGCAUGUUUUGGAUUUUUUUUCUUUUCGUACAGGCUUCCUUCUUUUCACUCUGUCAUUUAGGUUAGUAUUGUGGAGUAACUACAAUGUUGUUGAUCCAUCCUCAGUUUUCUCCUAUCACAGCCAUUAAACUCUAACUGUUUUAAAAAAUCACCAUUAGCCUCAUUGUGAAAGAUCUCUAUUUAAUAAAUUUUCAAUUCAGGAUGUAAGACAAAAUGUGGGAAUAAAUCUUGGGCUGUGAAUACUUUCUGAAGGCGAUGUAUUUAGUUGUUUGUUGCCUGAUUUAUUUUGUUAUAAUGGAAGUUAAGGAAAGUACAAACAUUAUAAUUAAACACUUGAUGUGUCAACAUAAUGCAAAAUAAAAUAAUACAUUUUUAA
Salvelinus fontinalis (brook trout) is the source of this 5797-nucleotide messenger RNA. Its product is annotated as ubiquitin-protein ligase E3A-like. The coding region runs from base 291 to 2840 and encodes 849 amino acids. The transcript is spliced from 14 exons. The record is from RefSeq and is a predicted model, not a curated record. Gene Ontology annotation, biological process: protein polyubiquitination. Gene Ontology annotation, molecular function: ubiquitin protein ligase activity. NCBI's taxonomy places the organism in Eukaryota, Metazoa, Chordata, Actinopteri, Salmoniformes, Salmonidae.